AUGUCCUACCAAAAAUCAUUAGAAAUAUUCACGGAAGAGAGAAAAAGAAUGGGUUGGAGUGUCGAAGAGCGGCGUGAGUUUCUUCUUAGAAUUGAACAUUUGAUCCGUAAGUGGAGAGGACCACUUCCUGAAUUCGAUAAUUUAUUUGAUCCCGAAGAAAUAGAAUGUCUUCUCAACGAUUCCAUACAUUCUAUAGUGGAUAAAACGACGUUUGAGAGAGCCAAAGAAUUCAUCCAGUUUGUGAUAAAGACAGAAUACACGGACGAGCCUGAGCUCGAUAAAGAAGAUAUGCCAUGGCUGUAUCACACCACACCUAUACAUAGCGCAGCUAAUAACAACUACGAAGACAUCCAUGUUAUCAUCGAGGAGCUGUUCAAAAUGUAUAAUAGCUAUGACGUGAAUUACAUCGACGAGUACGGUUACACUCACUUUCAUGUGGCGUGUAAAUUUGGAUUAGAUGAGAUCGUUGAGAAAUUUCUCGAAUUCGAACCGAAUCCCAUUCAUACCGUGUCGGAAGCAGAUGAUUCGCCACUCGAAUUGGCUUUAGAGAACGGACACAAAAAAGUGGCUGAGCGACUGCUCAGGAAUGGCGCCGAUCCAAAUCUGGCCAACAGAUGGGGACUCACACCUUUGCACAUUUUAAACAAGAGACGCGGUAACAGUGACUUGGUGAAAAUGUUCUUCCACGUUAACGACGAAUUGAAUCAAACUUUGCGGGUCGAUGCCCUGAACGACUUGGGCGAGGCACCAUUGCAUCUCGCUGUGUUCUACGGCAACCUCACGAUGUUCCGAUUGCUGCUCGAACACGACGCCGAUCCGAAUCUUGCCAACGGGGAGAAAUCGACUCCUCUGCACCUCAUUAGUCUGUAUGGGCACUAUGGCUUGGGAGAGCUAUUAUUCCGAAUCAACGAGAGAAAAUAUCGAGAAGGAAAGACGUCGCUCGUGCGAGUCGAUGUCCAGAACGAGUACGAUAACACUGCGUUGCACUACGCUUUGCGGCGCGGUAAAAAAGAUAUCGCCCGAUUGCUGUUGAGAAAUGGCGCCGAUCCGAACUUGGCGAAUAGGGAAGGCUUGACUCCUCUACGAAUCAUUAUUAAUUUCCAUGAAGUCUACUCCGCGGACUUGGCGAAUAUACUCUUGAAAAGCAGCAAAGAAGUAAAUCAGCUGGUACAAGUCGAUCAGCCAGACCGAUCGGGCAACAUACCGUUGUACUACGCACUGCAACGCGGUAACAUGCAAAUGAUCAGAUGGCUGUUGAAAAAUGGCGCCUGUUCCGUGCAAGUCAAUAAGCCAGAUGAUUCUGGCAAUACACUGCUACAUUACGCUUUGCAACGUGGCAACGUAUGGAUAAUCGAAGAACUGUUGAGAAGUGGCGCCGACCCAAAUUCUGCCAAUAAGACAAGCUUGACUCCUCUACACAUCAUUAUUAAUUUCCAUGAUAGCAACUCGGAAAAAUUGGCGAAUAUACUUUUGGAGGCAAGCUGCCGGCCGCUGCAAGUCGAUAAACCCGAUCAAUCGGGCAACACACCUUUGCACCACGCUUCGCAGCGCGGUAACGUAAGCAUGAUGAAGUGGCUGUUAAGAAAUGGAGCAAAUCCAAAUUUAACUAAUCAGGAAGGCUUAACUUCUCUGCAUAUAAUUAUUCACAAUCAUAAACACCGCUCGUUCUACUUUGCGAAAAUAAUAUUGGACGGCAGCAAAGAAUUAGGUCUUGAAGUGGAAGUCGAUAAGCCAGAUAAUUCUGGCAAUACACCGUUGACAUUGGCCGUGGGAAAAUUGUACCCACGAUUGGUCGACGUACUCUUGGAUCAUGGUGCCGAUUGUUCCAGAUUGAUUAUACCCUCUAAAAUUAUGCCAGAGUAUCACAAAUGUAAGAAGAACUUUAAAUUGAUAUUAGUGUCUGGGAUUAUAGCCGUCGUAGAACGUCUUCAGAACAGAGGACUGCAAUUUAAUGAGUCCAGUUUUCUUAUCUACUACACUAGAGCGGUGAUCAACUACGGACCGAGCAAGACGUCAGCGAAUGUCCAAGAAUCUUGGUACGACGACGAGGAAUUCGCAGAAGGAGCGAAAAAAAUAAUGAUGAAGCCGAAUCUGUCACUUUACGACCUAAUUCGGUUGCCAUCUGAUGAAGCGCAAAGACAACUCAAGUCAACAGACUACUUGGAAUUUGCGCGUUCGAAAAAAUGGGGUAAGCUUCCCAUUGGGCCACUGGGAAGAAGUCUUUGGGAGAUUUGCGCUGAGCACCUGUGCAAAAAUAUACCAAGGGCACGCUAUUUUUUGGAUUGGCAAUUAGCACCUUUUCAUUAA
Molecule: messenger RNA, 2307 nt
Organism: Trichogramma pretiosum
Lineage: Eukaryota; Metazoa; Arthropoda; Insecta; Hymenoptera; Trichogrammatidae
Product: ankyrin-1-like
Exons: 1
Coding region: 1-2307 (768 amino acids)
Molecular function (GO): protein binding
Source: RefSeq, a predicted model, not a curated record